CGGAGGAGUAGCGACUAGCGAGCGAGCGACUCGAUCGCCAACCAACUGGCAGCUGGCUGCUGCUUCUUCAGUUCCACACAAGCAUCGCAGCGAGGAGGACGCAACCUCUCCCAGGUCCCGACUUGAGCUUAUAUACACACGUCUCUCGCCUCUCGCUGACUUUGACUUGACCCACUACUACGUUCCCAAGCUUUCUUCUUCUUGUUCUUUGCGGUUUCCUGACCGUAGCAGUAGAAUCUUGGAUCGUUUCGUUGCCAUGUACAUCGACUCGACAAAGUCCCCUCGCGAAGGGGCAGUGCCGACGAGUGAAACGGGAGUGCCACCCAGUGCAAACCAAGUGCCAAGAACGUUUCCGGAGCAGAAACCACUUCUCCCUCCUUCUCACGCCACGACCAACAACAACGGCAUCACGCCUUCCAGGUCGUUCGUGAACCGGAAGAAACUGAUCUGCAGGUGCCCCAGGGGAAUCCUGUGCGGGAAGGACAUCCAGAACGCCCGGGGCAGUCACAGAAGUUCUUCGUCGUCCAACAACGGCAGCAGCAGCAGCGGUGCCACCAUCCCCAUGCAGUUGAACAUUCCCCUCCAAAUGGACGCCAUGAUGACGGCAUAUCCUCAUCUAGUGCCGGAUCCCACUAAGGUGUCCGGGGCAGUGCCAUCCUGGGCCUCCCAAGGCAACAACGCCAACGCCAACACACUCAGCUACUUUCCCGUCACUACCAAAAGGGAGCUGGUGGUCAGGGGUGUGCACAAUCCCCUCCUACCUUACGACCCGAACAGGCUCAUUCAGCAGCAGCAGCAGCUGCAGAUGCAGCAGAGUAAAAGGACCCUCCAGAUUCCCAGCAGCUACAGGAAAAGAGCUAUAGACUAUAUGAUGACUCACCUUCAGCUCAGGGGAGGCGAAAAUGAAAAGGGUCUCGAAGCAGUUCGCAAGCGCAUCGAAAGACUGGAGGAGCAGGCAUUCACGUCAGCUGAGGACAAGGACCAGUAUGUCCAACUGCUGGCAUUCAAGCUAGGCGCCAUCAUGGAGAGUUUAUACAGCUGCCGCAGCAACCGAAUGAACUUAUCGAGGACCCACUCCACCGCCACUCAGCCACAGCCCACAUGCGGUUAAAAACUGCCCACCCUCACGCCCACGCCCUCGCCCACGGCCUAGGUCGUCCCCCCUCGAAACGCCUUCGCGCCCACAUCAUCCCGACAUGACUUGAUCCGAGCCAAGAAAUCAUCAUCAACACCACCACCACCACCAUCCUCAUCGCAUUAUCAUUAUUUAUAUUCAUCACAUGAUGACGACAGUGAGCAGUUGCUGCUGAAGUGUGCUAAAGAGGGAGAGAAAGAAGUUUCCCGGGGAAACUGCCUUUCUUCUUGUCAGGUGUUCGUCUGUCUCUCUCACCUUCCUUGGAAUGACGACCCGAAGAAACUUUCAUAAAAUGCAAAUUGUAUAAACAACCUCGACCAUUAUCUCCAAGUUCAAUACACGAAUACAGACGUAGACCUUUUUUUUUCUUCUGAUGGUCUUCAUCAUUUGAGUUUCCAGAGAGAAAACAAUUUAUUGAGCAAAGAAACUUAUAAAGCAGAAAAUGAUCACGCCAUGUUUGGACAACCGCGUGUAUUAUUCCUACCGCAACAACUGCGUUAUUCGACCACGGUCUUGGAAUCCUCCCUGUCUGUAUCGCCGAGAGACCCCUUCCCGAGAAUCAAGAGCGUAAAGGGAAAACCUUGGAAAAAAACAAAUAUACCAACGGCAAACUCAGCCCAUCCGAGUGAGAAGGACGAAGGGCAGAAAUCGACGUCCAAACGCUGAUAAAAAGGGUUUAGAUUAUUGGCCGCCAAUAAUAACGCAGUAGCCUUGGAACGGCCGAAGCCACAAUUAAGGCAAGAUAAACAGGCUACUUGAUAAACAAAUCGCCUCGCUUAUCAAGACGCCGAUAACUGUCUCCGUAACAGAUUUUUAUUUUAACCCUAUCUUCGGGUCGUCGGAGACUUUGCCGUUCGGGGGUGACUAUAUACCUACCCCGCGGGGGGAGGAGGAAGAAAUGGGGUAGGGGUGGCGCCAGAAGCUACAAUCUGAUCAUUUAUAAAGGAUAAUAAGUAGCUCUACAUUUCCUACGCGACGGCCAACUUCAGAAACACUACACAAAGCAAACCCAGUGUUUUCUCGUGAUAUAUUUAAAGAAAAACCAACCCCACCUCAGAAACCAUCAUCAAGUAGAAAAUCAAGGAGAUGUCCGCCAUCUUGAAGAGGAGCCAGUGUCCGCCAUUUUGAGAGGUCCAAGAAGGGAAAUGCCCUCUUCUCCAAGACCUCGUAUCCCACCAUGACGACGUGGCAGAGCCAAUUGAGAAAUCGGAUUUCGUCCUUUUUUUCAUUUUCCAUUCUCUCUUUCUCCUCUGCGCUGCUCACAGGAGUAUGAAGACCUCAUCCAGAUAACAAGAGUCUAUAGACCCGCGAAUCCCUGAGCUUGAAAAUUCACUCGAAUUCAGUUGCACCCCAGAAGACAGAGCAAAGUUGAACUACUACCUCAUCAGUGUGCUAACACACGUGGAAUUAAUUCUCGUCACAUGGCGACAUGACCCAGUCGUUACAUCCGCAAUGCCAAGAGAAAAACGAUUUAAACUUGAACUUAACAUUUGGAUCACCUGCCGUCACUUCCACAUCGGUACUUGCAUUACUUACAAAAUGUGUGUUGAGUGCACUAGUCAUCUCAUUAGUUUGUAUUCCUUAAGUCGAAGUUAUUUUUUACACCUUAGCCUAUUGUACAGCAUAUUGUUUUAUAUGUCAUAGUUUUUAUGAUUACUUAUAAUAAAAUCAUAUUUAUGAAAAUCA
Messenger RNA from Macrobrachium nipponense, 2821 nucleotides. RefSeq lists its product as uncharacterized. Gene Ontology annotation, biological process: regulation of DNA-templated transcription. The record is from RefSeq and is a predicted model, not a curated record. Lineage: Eukaryota; Metazoa; Arthropoda; Malacostraca; Decapoda; Palaemonidae. The coding region runs from base 257 to 1111 and encodes 284 amino acids. Gene Ontology annotation, molecular function: transcription coregulator activity. The transcript has 3 exons.